Mya arenaria is the source of this 2426-nucleotide messenger RNA. RefSeq lists its product as uncharacterized. The record is from RefSeq and is a predicted model, not a curated record. The coding region runs from base 96 to 1655 and encodes 519 amino acids. Lineage: Eukaryota; Metazoa; Mollusca; Bivalvia; Myida; Myidae. The transcript has 9 exons.
UCAGGAAGUUAUCUUGAGGAAACAACAGUGCGUGUCAAAGAAAUAUCUCUGAUUGCAUAAGUACGCCGUCGGAGUUGGGAUUCAUAAGUUUUAAUAUGGCGUUCGCCCAAUUAUUUUCAUUCGUGAUUUUCAUUGAGAUUGUUUCCAUAUGCACUCAAGACGUUUUCGAAAACACUCCGAUACUACAAAGUGCGGCAUCGUGUUUCGGUUUAGAAAACGACCAUACACGAUGGAUGCGGGCUACCUGUUCAUCCCAAGACCUCGUCAUUCUUAUUGAAUCCUUUACCGUCGUUUUCCACCCCGUUGUCAUGAACUGUACCAACAACACCGUCAUUUAUGAAGAAUAUAGGCAAUCCUGUUGUUUGAAAGAGAGUGUGAACAGCUCAAGGGAUUGUACAGUUACACACCAGUUCGACACGAAAUAUUCCGUCGCCAAUUAUCAGACAUGUAAUGGGCAUUCUUCGUGUAAUGUCAUGGCCCCACAGCUGCUGGUGCGGAACUCUAACUGUCCAUAUGAUAUCUACGAGCCGACACCUCAUGACAUUGUCUCAAACUUUAUGUACAUGAAUUACUACUGUCUUGAAAGGUCACUGAUUUUACCGGACAGCACCGGAAGCCUGACGACGCCUUCGCCAGACAGUGUUAUCUACCUCCAGAGUCCUGGCUUUAAUAGUUACAAUCAGAGGAUUCCGUAUAAGAAAGACAGCGAAUGUUCGGUCCAAACAGGCAGCUGCAAUUCAGAGAUAUAUAUUUACGUUCUGCAUCGUGUCUUAGAAGACAGCGACACUUCAGAGUGGAAUGAUAUUCCUUGCAACCAGACGUUGAAAAUAGAAAACUCUAGUGGAGAUGUGCUUCAUAAAUGGACGUGUGAUGACAAUACCAAUCUGCAAAAGGGACAUCUCACAAUUACUGCAAACUACAUUCGGCUUAAACUUGAUAACAAUUAUACAAGUCCAAACGAUUGGGAUCAAUCCCGCGGAGGAGCGUAUUGGUUAGGAUUCGAAUCUUCAGACAAAACAGGAAAUGUAACAAUUAACUGCCCUGCAACCGAACCACCUCUCUGUAUUGAUACAACGACCACAGUUAUGACUACAUCAACUGACACGUCUUCUACAUUUUCAACGACAUCAGCACGGGAAAACACUACGGCGACAACAGACUCCAACCCUCCACCUUCAAAUACUACUACAGACAGCACACAACCCACUCCAAUUGUAGCUGUAACUUCUUCUCCGCGAGCGAUUCCAAUGGUCGCAGUUAUUGCUCUUCCGAGUGGGCUUUCGAUUUUCGUCAUUGUCGUCGUUGUUAUUGCAGCACGCCUCAUACGCUCACGACGUCGAAAUGCUGGUGAAAGUAAGAUAGUGGUUCCUUCGGACGAGUUGAAUAACAACCCUUAUGACUAUAUAACAAAUUUACAUCUGAGCGAUUCCUAUGUUGAUGCUGUUAGGAUUGCAAGACAGUGUAAUAACAGGGCGGUCGCUAAUGAGUACUCAAAUAAAGAACUAUCAUCCUCGAUUAGCAACGGUAGUUCCGGCGAUGACCAGUAUAUGCGUCCUUUGCCCAUCGCGAACGACCAGAAAGACAAUACCUACGACAAUAAUAUCCCUGAAGGAAUCGGACGGUGCAAUUCACAAGACAGCGGCAUAAUACCAUGAACGCAGAGAUAUUGGCCCGAUGCAAAUGUAAAAAAUGGAGCAAAAAUUGUUACUGUCUACCAUAUAUUUAAUUAAGUUGUUUUCUUACCAAACAAAAUACAUGAGCUAUUUUUAAUGAGUGUUAAUAUAUAUAUAGUUAGUUGUUUUGUUUUCUUGACAAGUCGGAUGAAAUAGCAAAUUUCCUUUCCAAACUUGAGGUCAUUUGUUCAACAAGCUGCAAUAUUUUUUUUACAAUUUGUUUAUUAUACUUUGAAAAUAUACUUACAUAACGAAAUGAAAACAUAUAAAAGCGUUAUUAACCGAUCUCUCUUUUUGUUGAAGUGUUUAAAAUUAAGAGAUUGUAUUGUCUUUAUGUUAUACAGUUAUAAGAUAUAAAUGUGUACAUUUUAACACAUGACUCUUUUUUUUUUAAACGAACUGUCUUAGUUUUAAUUAGAAACAUUUUGUUUUUGUUUGUACAUAUAACAUGCAUGUUAUGUAAACAGAUGUCGUAUAUUUGUAAAGAAGUUUUAUCAGACAAUGACAUUGUAAUAGCAUAUGCUUUUGCAUGGAAAAAUCGCUUGCCGUCAUCUUAAAGUUGUGUAACAAAUUGUAUUUCCAAACCCCUGGUUAAGACAAACUUCAGCGAAACCCAUAGAUUAUAACAGAUUUUUAACUUUAAUUGCCCAAUUGUUUUUAUAGGUAAUCCGGGUUUGCUCUUUACAGUUUAUUUGUUGAAUGUACUGUUGGAAUACAUUGCUGUUUAGAAAUAAAAAAGAAACAAACACGUGA